CAAUCCAUCCAUAUUAAUCUCUCUGGCCUUCCUGGUUCUCUUCUCAGAGCUGACCUCGAUGGAACCCAGGGGAGGUGGCAAUCAGACAGCGGUGACUGAAUUCUUCUUCCUGGGUUUCUCUGGGGUCCGCAAGGGUCAGGCCUUCCUCUUCCUGCUGUUUCUGGUCAUCUACCUCAUCACCCUGGUGGGAAACUCUGUGAUCUUCACCCUGAUCCAGCUGGACUCCCGCCUUCACAGCCCCAUGUACUAUUUCCUCAGCCACUUGUCCUGCUUGGACAUUUGCUACUCCUCCGUCACCGUCCCGAAGAUCCUGGUGAACUUCUUACGCCAGAGACACACUAUAUCUUACAACCAGUGCAUGGCCCAGAUGUUCUUCCUGAUGUCAAUUGCAGGGUCUGAGAGUGCCCUGUUGGCCGUCAUGGCCUAUGACCGCUAUGCUGCCAUUUGCCAACCCUUGCGCUACGCUCACCUGAUGAGCAGGAGGGUGCGUGUCCCCCUGGCCACUACUUCUUGGAUCUGGGGCCACCUGGACUCUGUCAUUCACACUGCACUGGCCACCAACUUGGCCUUCUGUGGGGCCGACCAGAUUGACCACAUCUUCUGUGACGUCCCACCACUUCUGAAAAUCGCCUGCAGUGACACCUAUGUCAACGAGAUGGCUCUUCACAUGGCAAGUGUUUUUGUGGGGCUCAGUCCUUUCCUACUCGUCGUCAUCUCGUACAUCUACAUCCUGUCCUCCAUCUUGCAGAUCCGCUCAAACACUGGCAGGCGCAAGGCCUUCUCCACCUGCGCAGCCCACUUGACUGUGGUCAUCAUCUAUUUUGGGAUGAUAAACCUGAACUACAACCGCCCAAGUGCCGGCUACUCCUUGGAGAUUGACACCUUGAUCUCCAUACUGUAUUGUAUCAUCUCCCCCAUGCUGAACCCCAUCAUCUACAGCUUCCGCAACAAGGAGGUGAAGGAAGCCCUGAGGAAGGUUCUGGGUGGCCAGAAGGCGGGGAAUAAUUUCCCUCAACAACCAGAAGCAAAAUGUUAG
Molecule: messenger RNA, 1036 nt
Organism: Rhineura floridana
Lineage: Eukaryota; Metazoa; Chordata; Lepidosauria; Squamata; Rhineuridae
Product: olfactory receptor 5V1-like
Exons: 1
Coding region: 59-1036 (325 amino acids)
Biological process (GO): G protein-coupled receptor signaling pathway
Cellular component (GO): membrane
Molecular function (GO): olfactory receptor activity; G protein-coupled receptor activity
Source: RefSeq, a predicted model, not a curated record